Mizuhopecten yessoensis (Yesso scallop) is the source of this 4600-nucleotide messenger RNA. RefSeq lists its product as uncharacterized. Bases 86 to 652 code for a protein of 188 amino acids. The record is from RefSeq and is a predicted model, not a curated record. The transcript is spliced from 3 exons. Lineage: Eukaryota; Metazoa; Mollusca; Bivalvia; Pectinida; Pectinidae.
CAGAGAAUAUGUAACACCAAAGAGGGUGUACAACUUCAGGAUCAAUGUCACACUCACAGAUGGCGUGACAAAACAAGUGGACAACAUGUCACUUGGUCUAAAGAUUGGGAUUGUUGGUGUGAGUGUGAUAGCGGCCAUCAUUGUGGCGAUCAUGGUGUUUAAGGCUGUGCGACUGAGGUUGAUUUUACAUCAGGAAUACCAACAAGAGGAACAACAGGAGAGCCAUCAUGUUCUCACCAGUCUUUCCAACAGCCGUCACCGCCUCCAGCGCAACAGUUACACAGAACUCGCUGACCAGAGAUUGGCUGGAUCUCGGGAAAACCAAUACAUGAAUGCAGAUCCGCUGGAACGUUUUCCAGUAGAAGUACAACUGGCAGUGACGGCAGCUGUUCCUAGAGGUGUCGACAGGCAGACGACACAAGCUAUACCCCAGGACAGCGCCAGACACACCUAUGCAAAUACUCAGCAGGUGGAGUCCCCGAGGAAGGAAACAGCAACAAGGCCCGCCCCUGCCUUGCCCCUAGGGAGAGCGCUGCCAGAAUCUCCGCCCUCCUAUGAGGAAGCCAUAGAUAUGCCAAUCCCAAUCACGUCAUCACCGACUAGGUGCGAACCGUCGCCACUCUAUCAGAAUCUAAACACCACAGAGAGUUGAUGACAACAAGUCAGAUUCGUGGGGAACAAAUCUUUCUACUGGUUUUAAUAUAAAUCCCAAAUUUGUAUGGAAAUAUUUCAUGUUUUUGAAGUAAUAGGUGUUUUGUUUAUACACCAGUACAUUGUAUAUGGCAAUGUGUUGUAUAUAAUACAUGUAAUUUGUAAAACAAUAAUUUCCUGGGCUGUAUUGCUCUGCCAUUAAAUCACAAGACAGCAUUAAGCCAUACCAUACUUAAAAUCCUGUAAAAACAUAGCUGUAACCUUUUACAUAGGAUGAAAGAAAGAGAAACAUUUUCAUUAUGUCCAUCUGUCUUCAGUUGAGGACCGAGAGUACAAAAAAUAUGCCUGCAUAAAGUUAGUUGCCUUCUUUGUAAUUUUUCAUUCAAUAUUGAAAUAUUACAAUAUUUAUAUUUUUAAAACCUAACUGAAUCUUGAUUUUAUGGUUGUACGUGAAUUCGGUUUCAUUGGAGUCUUUUUCACUCCAACUGUUUCUAGUCAUGAAUGAACACUCUCCAACAUUGGAGUUUGCAGUCUUAAAAAAAUAAUUCCUUUGAAAACUUCUCUGCAACAAAUAUCAUUUCUCUCUAUAUUGUUGGAGGUAUAUAACAGUUAAAAACCACCACAAUUAAUCAUUAUUCCACAGAAAAAAAGAAAUCAGCAUUACCUUUGCAGGUUGAUACGUGUAACAAAUAGAUCAGUUAUGUUUUUAACUUUUUAGCUAUAAAGCUAUUUUCUAUAUAUUUGUUAAUUUAUUUUUUAUCUGGUUUUACAAGAUUGUUAAAUGUUUAUUGCAAAGUAUUUUUUUCUUGCCAAAAGUUGUCGGUAAAUAAUCUUGUUUUACUUUUUAACAGAAAGUUUAUGGUUUCUUUCUUGUAUGAAAAGUACAUACAUUCUUGUGUAUUGCAGUAUAUUUAAUAUUAUAAUGGACAGAGCGGGUGAUGUUUUAGUUGUUAAUUCUGUAAGUCAUGACGUUCUCACAUGUUCUACAUUUCUGUAUUCCUAGAAUACUUGAAUUUGCAAUUGAGAAGAAGAUGUAUCUACAUAUGUAAAUACUAUAUACAGGGCAUUUUUUGUCGCAGUUGAAAUUUUGCCGUUUUGCCGCAAUUGAAAUUUCGCCUUUAUCGUCCCCUGUACUGUAAUGAGGGUGCAUGUAUUUAUAUCAUGACAGCAGAUAUUAUUACUCAGCAUACCAUAAAUAACAAAAUAAACAAUUGGCGAACAUGGAAUUUACUGGAGGGGGGUGAACAUUUCACUGGGUUAAAUUUUACCGGUAUACAGUAACCAUCAUCUGUGGAAUACAUAUUUACGAAAGGUUUAACUCAUUCACCCCUAGAGACGCAUUUAAACUCAUCCAAUCUAAAGGUUGGAAUAGUCCAUUAUAAAAUUUCAGGGGUGGAUGAGUUAAAUUCGUGAGAAAGUCUCCUUAUGCGUUAACGUAAAAUUUAAUCUCUUGCAAACAGAAACUGAUCAUGAAUACAUGUACAGUAUUGUUUUAAAUUAGACUUAGAAAUACCAAAUGUUUUCCUUAAAUGUCAAGGUGUUGUUUACUGUUUUUCCUGGACAUGAUGUUUCUCUAGGUUUGUGAUACACAAGAUUAUACUCCUUGUUGCAAUAUAAGUUUUGAAAGUUUAAUUAUAUUAAUUACCUUAUAUAUACGUUACCCCUGUGUGAGUGAAAUCAGCGUUAUCCUGUUACACAGAGUUGGAACAUUAGAUGUUUUAUAAGUCAAUCAAAAUACUUACCUGUUAGAUUUUACCUGGUCCUGUUAAGUUUGUAUAUGUACAUGUACCAUUGUUUAUAUUUCCCUUUUAAUGAUGCUUUGUGUUCAAAAAAAAACGUGUUCAUUUUUAUUCUGGUAUUUUAAUGUUAGGUUGUAUUAACCAUAUAUUAUGUAGAUACAGAUGAGAAUAUCAUCUGAUCUGUAAUUUCAAGUCAAAAAGAGCAUAUUUUUUUUUUUUUUUUAUAUUAAACUGGUAUUUUAAUGUUAGGUUGUAUUUACCAUAUAUUAUGUAGAUACAAAUGAAGAAUGAUCUGGUCUAUAACUUCAAGUCAAAAUGAGCAUUUAAAUUUGUCUUUAAUAAUAUCAAAUAUAGAUGUGAGCAACUCGUGGUCUGAAAUAUAAACUGAAUCUAGGCGUUCCAGAUCAGAUGUAGGUUACCAUUAGGCACUUCAACUGAAUAAACUCAUUCACCCCUAAAGACACAUUUGAACUCUUCCAAUUCAACUAUUGGAAUAGUUCAUUAUGAAACUUCAGGGGGGGAAUGAGUUGAGACUUUUCAGAGGCUGUAGAUCACUAAUAGUAAAAAAAAUGUGAUCAAACUGAACCUAGGUUUUCGAGGAGUGAAGAAUAUAAAGGCCACUGAUUAGUCAAAAUGUCAUAUUUAUCUAUCAUACAACGGGAGCUAUAGACUGAUGGCAUUAAUAGUGAAAACAUCAUCUGGAGCUUUACCUAUCAGAAGGUGAUAUAGGCCACUUAAAAGUCUAAGUGGAACCUCACGACACUUCUCUUCAAUUAGAUUUAUCAGUUUAGAAAUAUGUGUUUAUCAAAUUUUAACUGUUUACGCAAACAAUGUACAUAACAAACGUGUCACAAUAUUUCAAGACCUUCUGGUCCGUGUGUCAACCUAGCUAUGUGAUACAGCCAGGAGGUAGCUUGACAAAGGUCUUGAAAUAGUGCAACACAUUUGAUACAUGCAUUGUGUAAAAAGUAAAACAUUGAAACCUACACCACUUCCUCAGAGGAUUAUUCCAUAAUUUAUCGUAUCGGGGAGUUGGAAGGCACCUGUAUUAAUAUACUUUGGGUGGUGGGGCUAAUACCAGAUAUGCCAAUAUUUUAUGGAUAGUGGAGUCUCUGAAAAAGUGCCUCCCACCCUGUAGUUAAUUCUGGAACAGGCCUCAACCCAUUCCCCCCUAAAGUCACAUUUGAACCUUACCAAAUCAAAGACUAGGCAAGUCCAGUUUAGUUAUGUAGGGGUGAAUGAGUUAACAGUUAAUGGAGAACAUGAAUUGUAUAUCUUAAGUUCAUCGUUACAUAUUUCAAACAAAUCUGUUUAUCCUGAUCAAACCAUCAUACCUUAACUCAUUCACCCCUGAAGUUUCAUAAUGAACUAUUCCAACGAGUGCAAAUGUGUCUUCAGGAGUGAAUUAGUUAAUAUGCUUGAUUGCAUUUUAUGCCUUGUUAACCUUGUUAGAUUCAUAUAUAUACAUUUGUAUUAUAUAUAAAGUAUUAAAAAAUUAUGUUGAGAAUAUAAUGUACUUCUGAUCGUAACAAAUGUUUAAACAAAAUAACACAAACCAGGAAUUACCAGGGCUUCUGUACAUUUGUUUGAUAGUGAUUGCGUCAAUAGCCUGAAUGCUUUCAAAGCACUGUAGCUACAUGAUAUACAUAUGUUAUGUGAUUGAUAUUGUCCUGCUGAACUAUGUGUGCCUGUAUACUUAGAACAAGACUAAAUGUUAGGUAUGUAAAUAGGAUAACUUAGUGAACCUCCGAGCUGUUUAUAUUAUAUAGUUGGACAUUAGAGGUUUAGCUAAGUACAUUGAUAUUGCACCUUGUGACUCUGUGAACAUGGUUUAUGGAUAAUCUAAAUCACCGAAUCCUGCCAUCUAUUAAAUCUAAAUCAUCGUAUAUUCACUUAGAAUUUUUUUCUAUAUGUAUAUAGGUCUUUCUACUUAAAAUACAUGUGAUAAGAUGGGCAUGGAAUGCCAUAAAAUAAUGUACAGGUCUUGGAUGUGUUUUAUAGAACAAGAUAGAUAUACAUGUAUAUAUAUAGAACAAGAUCGAUAUACAUUUAUAGAACAUUUUACAUAUUGUCAGACGAGCUAUGCAUCUUUGUACACAAACAGCCACUUUAUAUAUUUUUUUAAACAACUGCUGUUGUAUUAGCAUACUGCCUACCUAAUAGCUGAUAAUAUUUUCUUAAUUCUUUUUCAACAUGAAUAUUAUAUUCCU